GCGGCGCCGGCGGCGGUGCCACGGCGGCGCGCGGAGGAGGUGGCGGCAGCGCGCGUGCGGCGCCGCGAUGGAGCCUCAUGUGCUGCCUCAUUAGCUAUUAACCGUUGUGGAAUACAUCUGCAAGAAGAAAUUCAAGGUCUUCUGAGGGACACCGAAGCAAGCAAUGUCUUUAAGCCAUGAGCAAGUUCAGGGUGUAUGGAUAGACCCAGUACUGUGAAUGCUGGCCCCAAUGCGAUUGUAUACACUUUCCAAAAGGCAUUUUGUUCUGGUCUUUGUAGUAUUCUUUGUUUGUUUUGGUCUGACAGUCUUCAUAGGAAUAGCAGGUCCUAAUGUAAUUGAAACUUCUGUAGCAAGAACUGACUUAAAUAACAGCCUAAAGCUGAAGCCGUUUAAUUUAAGUUCACCACCACUGUCAACUUACAACCAGCAGCUGUGGCUGACCUGCGUAGUUGAGUUAGAUCAGCAGGAUGUAUCCCUCAAGAAGAAUGUGACUAUGACAGUCAAAGUGCUGGGAGUGGUGAAGGAUGGAAGCACACCAUAUGUUAACAAUCAGGUUCACAAUCGGACGAGAUUACUCAGUUGUGCACAGAAAUGCAGUGAAAUCAUUGUUGCUCACCUUGGCUACCUGAACUACACUCAGUACAACAUAUUUGUUAGCUUUGAAGACCUAAACAAGUUAACGGACUCCAUCCAGAAUAUUACUUUCACAUGGAAGACCUAUAAUCCGACUUUUUCACAAGUGGAAAUAUGGUUCCGAUUUGUCUUUGUAGUUCUUACUUUUAUGGUCACGUGUCUGUUUGCACAUUCCCUGCGGAAAUUUUCUAUGAGAGAUUGGGGUAUUGAACAGAAAUGGAUGUCCAUCCUGCUUCCUCUCUUGCUACUUUACAAUGAUCCAUUUUUCCCCCUUUCUUUUCUGGUGAAYAGYUGGUUUCCUGGAAUGCUGGAUGAUCUCUUCCAGUCACUGUUUCUGUGUGCAUUGUUGUUAUUCUGGCUUUGUGUCUACCAUGGUAUAAGAGUACAGGGGGAAAGGAAGUGUUUAACUUUCUAUCUGCCCAAAUUCUUUAUUGUUGGACUAUUGUGGCUGGCCUCUGUUACACUGGGAAUAUGGCAAACUGUUAAUGAAGUACAUGAUCCUACAUAUCAAUACAGGGUUGACACAGGCAAUUUCCAGGGAAUGAAAAUCUUCUUCCUUGUGGUGGCAACCACAUACAUUCUCUACCUUUUAUUCCUGAUAGUGAGGGCAUGUUCAGAACUUCGAAACAUGCCUUAUGUUGAUCUCAGGUUAAAAUUCUUGACUGCAUUAACAUUUGUAGUGCUUGUCAUUAGCAUUGUUAUACUCUACCUACGUUUUGGAGCACAAGUUCUUCAGGACAACUUUGUUGCUGAGCUGUCAACUCAUUAUCAGAAUUCAGCAGAAUUCUUAUCAUUUUAUGGUUUAUUGAACUUUUAUCUCUACACAUUAGCCUUCGUGUAUUCCCCCUCAAAGAAUGCACUAUAUGAAUCACAGUUGAAAGACAAUCCUGCUUUUUCCAUGUUGAAUGAUUCAGAUGAUGAUGUGAUCUAUGGGAGUGACUAUGAAGAGAUGCCACUUCAGAACGGCCAAGCUAUUAGAGCCAAGUACAAAGAAGAGUCAGACAGUGAUUGAUUGACUGGUUUCAGUGUAGAGAGAUGUGUUCAUCUGGAAUGAAGCCAGUUCUGAAGUUUUCCUAGAUGGAUGACUUACAGUCUGCCGUCAUCUGAACACCAACUCCCAGGAAGGACAUCCUGCUUCUGUUUCUGUUUACAAGGAUAAAACUGAGAAAACGAAUGCUGGAAAURGUUGUGGUGAAAUCUUAAGAAACCAAAAUUUUUACGUGUCUUAUAAAAUGCCUGAGAACAGGAUGUCUGUGGACUAAAAUCUUCAUCUAUUUCCAUUUAAAAGUCUCACAGAUUAUAUACUGAGUUUCAAAUUGCUUMUUUGCUGCUUGRUUUUAAUUUUUUUCYUCUCUUUACAACGAUGUACAGCAUUCAUCUGUUGCAUUUGCAUUAGCUGUUYUGUAUAYUGUCCACUGCAGUAUGAAGUGCCUCAUUUCCCUUUCAAUUUUCUACCUUAGCCUUUUGAGCUGGAGGCAGGGAAUGAAGUGGUCUUUCUUGGUUUUUUAAUCACUGCAAAGAAGACAAGCUUUCARUUCUUCCUUGAAAUAAGUGAUACAGCCUUCAGGCCAUUUUUAAAAUACAUUUCAUUACGUUUACUAGAUUUGUAAGUGCAAGAUAUGGGAAAACAGUCAACUUGUAGUGAGCCAGGAAAAUGUCAGUGGUGCGAAAUUACGUGUGUUUCAUGACAUGCUUUACUGCCACAACGUGUCUGUAUGUUUUUUCUAAAUAGCGCUUUCAAAUGGAAAUAUUUCAGCAACAACAAAUCUCAGAAGGAAGCCAGUACUGGCUUCUUGCUGGUCUUCUUGUGUGCUGGAGGAGAUUGUUACACUUACAKAGAAUAGACUAUGAAAGUUUUCUAAGGAAUUACAGUUUGAAAUUUCCAAACAUUUCAUUUUUAGAGUUUUUUUCCUACAUGAAUUUUCCCUCAAGUUGUAUUAAUAGUURUUGUAUUGAUACUCUACAUGCUAGGAACAAUUGUGGUUGCUUGUAUAUUGAACGUGCCUGAGUCAGCUUGUGAGCAUGUUCUGUGCACAGUUUAGCUCCUUUGUCAUAYCAGUUGCCACCUGUAUGAUGGGAACUUUUACUAGCACAUUUUGUGAUUAUCUGUAUUCCAGUCUGUGCUGGAAYGAAGUUAUAUGGGAAUUAAAUAUUCCUUGUACAAUGCUGCUGCUUCUCUAUUUAGAAGUUGGUUUUCUCCUACACCAUUGUUCAGUUCAUUAUUUAAGAUGUUUGUUUGUACCUACUUCUGUUUUCAGAUACUUUUCUAAAAGUAUCUCCUUUUUUCSUGUAUUUGUAACAGAGAUUAACUCUUGUAAAAUUUCUCUACCCUGCUGCUGUUGAAGACUCUCRAAAGCACUGUUAAUCUACUACAAUAAGGUGCUGGGUUGUACUAGGGAAUUAAUCAUUACUACAGCAUUAAAGUAGUUUAAGCAGAAUAGUGCAAUGAAGUCCUGCUAGACUUGCUGAAUGAUACUGGGGAAAAAGGAGAUUUGUUGUGCUUUAAUGCAACAACUGCUCUAGACCAUUCCCAUUGUAAUAACCUCGUGGUUCAAGAUCAUGAAAGGUAGACUUGACAAGGCAGCAACUCAGAGACGACCAAAGGAACUGAUUCAUGUGGUUGUGCCCUUGCURUUGUAGAAUAGCUCAGAUUAAAUCAGUGCUCUGCUAAAGAUGUGUCAGGAGACAUUGUGUGUGUGAGAGAGGGAAAGCUUUCUAAAACUAUGUCAAACUGUGAAAUUUUUUGAGGGUAUCUGAAAUGAAAACCUUCUUAUGCCAGGGAUCAUUUCUUUGUUAGAAGCCAAAGCACUGUCAUAUGGCUAAGGCAAGGAAACUGAUGGGGAAGAAAGAUAAGGUUUUUCCCUUCAAUUUCCUAAUUGAUAUURCUUUAGAAGAACAUACAGGAAAACAUUAAAAAAUUCAAGUUAGUGGUGGUUUUCUUUCCAGUGAACUGUAGUAAAUGUACCUUCAGCAUUUCUUAUUAGACUACUUUUAAAGGGUAUGGGAGAUGCUCUGUAUCCUGAAAUUUGAGAGCCCAUUCUUAUUUUUGCUAUUCCUAAGAUAAUUCUCCCUAUUUGAAUGUGCAGUCAGAUAUGGGAACCAAUUUGGCAUUGUUUGCAUAAGCCAAAUCCCUUAAGUUCCACUGGAAUAACAGAUACAAGAAGUAGGUCUUCAAAGAGUGGUAUUUACACAAUUCUUAUAUAUUCAGGUAUUUUUUUCCUCCGAUGCUGUUUAAUUCUCUUCUAAAUUGUUGUGAAGAGAUAAAAUUUGACCAAUGUCCAAGUACACUAAUGUUUCUUAUCACGGUCUGAACUGGUUGUUACAGUUAACUCUGAAAUAGUGCCAUGCUUUGGGAUUUCAUUAACAAAAACCYGUAUUUUUCAUCUAACUUGGAGAUUAUUUUUUCUAAGUUGUUUUCAAUCCAUUUCUCUUGUUGUUUUAUUUGAAUAAACUUCACUGCAUCACUACAUUCAAAGUGGAAAUAGAAAACCUAAGAUUGGGAAAUGUGUACUUGAAGUAAGUAUCUCACUGAAAAGAGUGAGAAAAUAGUUUCUGUGGUAAUUUUUAGAAAUUAUAUUUAAGCAAUGUUUGCCAUGCAAAAUAGCUUUCUGUUUUGGAAAUGCUACAGUGUUAUGGUAGCUUGGUUGAAGCACUGUUGCAUCAAAUUCAAUAUACAGUAAGGUGACAAAAGGAGUGAAGCAYAUGAGGAACUAGUUAUACUAGCAAGACUCCUCUUAUUUCCAUGAUGGGAAAGCAGAGACAAUAUUUGAAGAAUAUUCCAAUAUGGAUUGURAACAGCUUGGGAGUAGGUGGCAUAAAUUCACCUCUGAGUAAAGUACUGAAAUCUAAGAGUCAAACAGAAGAAAUCUGUUUAAGAAGUAGCCUGGCUUUCCUUUUAUUACUGCUGAAGUACUUACUUCCCUCACUAUUGGAACUUCACAAAACAAGUACACAGAAAGGGCCUACAGCACACAGUGAUCUUGCUCUAAAGGAGAGGUCAUYCAUUAAGUAACUGCAAGAGUGCCACAUACACAGUGAUUACAAGGGACUUUCAAGGAAUCAAUAAUUGAGUGCAAGCCAGUCAUAGCAACUAGUGUCUAUAGUAUUUGCUUUACAAAUACAGCUGAUGUUGAAAUUGGUUGAAGACUUUCCUAGGACUGGCAGAGGAAGGUUUAACAUCAGUGAAAAACAGCUAGUGCAUUGGAUCUGUGGGACAAUAUUGGGGAGAACUAUUCCAGCUAGGAAAGACUUGGAUCUAUUGUCUUUCUGUGAGCCAAAUGACAUUUUAUCCAUAGUCACCUAAUGUCCCCACGCAUUUCCUUUUGCUUAUGCCAGUAAUAACUUUUGCAUUACUGUAAAACCUUUUUUUUAGGCAUUUGUAAAUAUGUAAAAUGAAAAUAUGGAAAAAUUGUGUACCAAAAUGGUAUAAAAAAGUGUAAGAUAAGUGCUCUGUUUAAUGAGAAGCUGUAAUUAAAUGCUGCUUUGAGAAAGUGUGCAUGAGGACAUGUUAAAUAUUCUGUGUAUCUGUAAGUUGUGCUAAUAAUGGCAAAUUAUCCAUUUAUGUGGCAAAACUUCAUGCUAAUGUGGAAUAUGAAGGAAAACUGAAUAUUUUACUUCAAGAAAGUUUCUUGGAAGACUUUAUGUGCAUAAUCAUUGUUAAAUAUGUUCAUAAUAAAGUUUUAUAUCUUUA
Molecule: messenger RNA, 5323 nt
Organism: Malurus melanocephalus (red-backed fairy wren)
Lineage: Eukaryota; Metazoa; Chordata; Aves; Passeriformes; Maluridae
Gene: TMEM181
Product: transmembrane protein 181
Exons: 18
Coding region: 218-1645 (475 amino acids)
Molecular function (GO): toxic substance binding
Source: RefSeq, a predicted model, not a curated record